Messenger RNA from Schistocerca gregaria, 7080 nucleotides. Its product is annotated as AN1-type zinc finger protein 2A-like. The coding region runs from base 51 to 782 and encodes 243 amino acids. Gene Ontology annotation, cellular component: cytoplasm; endoplasmic reticulum. Gene Ontology annotation, molecular function: zinc ion binding. The record is from RefSeq and is a predicted model, not a curated record. The transcript is spliced from 7 exons. Lineage: Eukaryota; Metazoa; Arthropoda; Insecta; Orthoptera; Acrididae. Gene Ontology annotation, biological process: proteasome-mediated ubiquitin-dependent protein catabolic process; protein targeting to ER.
UUGUUACUUCACAACUAUGUUCCUUGGCUGCAGCAAGUUGUUGAUGUUUAAUGCUUACAGAGUGCACGUACUUGGAUGUUGGGUGUGCUGCUGUUCGAUAUUUGUUUGUGGCGUGUAUCACCUUAGUGAUGGAAUUUCCGCAUCUGGGUGAGCAGUGUUCUGAGCUGUCAUGUAAGCAGUUAGAUUAUCUGCCGUUGAAGUGUGAUGCAUGUGAAAAAAUUUUCUGUAAAGAUCAUGUCUCGUAUAACAGCCACAGCUGUCCUUCAGCAUAUAAAAAAGAUGUACAGGUGCCAGUGUGUCCACUGUGCAAUGUACCUAUACCUGUGAAACGAGGAGAACCGCCUGAUAUCGCCGUUGGUGCGCACAUUGACAGUGACUGUCAGUCUCACACUGCCAAAACUAGUAGAAAGGUCUUUGCUAACCGUUGCUCUGCUAAGGGCUGCAAGCAAAAAGAAGUUGUCCGUGUACAAUGUGCAGAGUGUCGUCUUAAUUUCUGUCUGAGGCACCGCCACCCAGUUGAUCAUAAUUGUGAAGGUGCUGAAGCAGCUCGCAGGAGGAGAGCUGUGGAGGCAGCUCUUGCACGUCAGAAUGGUCCAGGUUACAACAAGAAUGUGUCCAACUCCACAAACACACAGACAGCCACUGCUGCACAGUUGCAAGGUGGAUUGAGUGAAGAUGAAGCUCUUGCACGUGCCAUUGCCUUAUCAUUAGAAGAUUCAGAUGGUAGAAGACAACCAAACAGGCAACACACAGUACAACCAGCGAAGUGUGCUGUCUCUUAGCAGUCAUCAGCAUUUUUUCUGUAUUUACAGAUUAUCCACAAGGCAAUUGAUGAAGAAAGUUACUUCUAACUUGAGAACACUGUGUUGCUAAGUUUCUCUUAAAUUAUGUAUAGCAUGGGUUUUUAACAGACUGAAAUUGAUUCAGUGAGGAAGUUUGCUUUUAUAAUCAUAAUGACUGGUGCAGCUGCAGAAAACUGCACAGCAUUGUUUAACUUUAAGCUUUCUUCUUUCAGGUAAUUAAAUAAUUGUGACGUGUGUGACAUAAUAAGAAUAUGUGUAAUUUCGGUUUCUAGGGAUCUACACUGAAGGAGACAUACUUGAAUAUGUUUCUUAGUAAACGAGUCAUGCUUAUUGUAUCCAGUUUAAAUGUGUGUUUCAAAUAUUUAGUUAGCAAAAGUAGUGUCUUUGGAAAUUUUUGUAUUGGAGGCAUUUUGCCUAUUAUACACAUAGCUUAAUGAGCUUGGAUGAAUUAUCUAAUGGAAUCUGUUGUAUGUAUAUCACUUUUUUUUAAAUCCUUGUUUUGUGUGUUCUGAGUGUAGCCUUGCAGUUGCAGUUCUUAUUGUAUUUGAGUGUCAGUGAAUAUUCAGUAUUCCACCUGUAUAAUUCAGUUGUUACAAGAUAUAGACUGCUGAAAAGUUACUGAAAAUUUUAAUUGCUACAGCACAUUUAAUGUAUGGUGCUAUUGAUCAAGUAUGGGUGUAGUGAAUCUUUAGUGCCACACAAUAAUAAAUUGCAGUUCAAUGUGGUGUGUAAAUGAAGCAAUUAAAAGAAACAAGAUUUUGUGGAUCUACAUCAAUGGGCGAUUAAAUGACUUACUGUUCAAGAUUAUCUUUCAUCCAGUUCAUAACAAAAUAAAGAAAAAAUAACUGCUAUUAUGUGAUUACAUGCACUCCAAUUGAAAUAAACAGGAGAAUGUUUAUAUACGUUAAAUUCCAAGUUGUAUAAUGGAAGACAGGAUUGUACGAUGAGAAAAUGAAAUUUUGUGUGAUGUCAUUAAGUUCUGGGAAUAUACACGGCAUGUUCUGACACUUAAAAAAAAUUGUCUUAUCUGUCAUCUGUGAUAUACUCAAAUGAAAUAAUACGUUAGUUGCCACACUGUUACUGAGGGCCAGACCUACAGUCUCAAUUUUUUAAAUAUAUCACUUACUUACUGCCUUACAUCAGAGAUCAUUGUCAGUUUUGAGAGCAGGUGCUGAGUGAGAUGGUGCAGUGCUAAGACACUGGACUUUUACGUGGCUGGGCAGCAGGUCAGAUCCCCAUCAAGUCACCCAUGUUUACGUUUUCCACGAUUUCCCUCAAUGGCUUAAAGUGAAUGUUGGGAUGUUUUCUAUCUUUCUCUAAUCUGAGCUUCUACCCUGUCCACAAUGACCCCAUCAUCAACAGGACAUUAAACGAUAACCUUUUUUCCUUCGAAAGCAGAUUACCAUAUUUUGUGUUACAGUUUCGUAUUAGACAUACAGCUAAACUUCUUUAUUAUGAAGUAAAUUAAAUGCAUUGAAACUAAAUAAGUGAAUCAAUGAGAUAGAAAUCAGGGAAGUUGUAAUGACAUGAAAUUAAGACAACUGAUAGCGAUAAGCAAGAAAUACGGGUUUUAGUCCCAAUCUGGCACAGAUUUUCAAUUGCUAUUACAGCCAUCACUUCUGUAAAAGUCAUGUAAUAGUUCUUUUAUGUUAAUUACGAGUGCAAAGAAUUGUUACAUUGUUUCAGAGGAAAAACAGUUUGCAUUUUUACAUUUUUUCUGUUUUUGCUUGUAUGCAUUUAGUAAUUAGUCUACUAAAAAUAUUUUAAUGUGAUGUUAUGGCUGUAAUCUGCUGAUCUUGUGCAUUAAGAGUGGAUAUAUAUUGUGUACUGCUUAUUUUUAUGGAUUUCAUUUGCAGACUUGCAAUGAUUGACAUAGCAUUCAUUACUGUAGAAGUGCAUAAAUUCUUAAGCACUGUCCAGUCACAUUAAUGUGAUAAACUAUUAAAAGCCUAAAUAACCACGUUUUGAAGUGCAGACUGCUGCGAGCUGUUCAGAGAGAGAGAGUCAGUGAUGUUCUGGAAGGUACCAACACAUCCCACAGACUCUUGAUUGGGUUAAACCCAAGGAGUUUGAUGGCUGGGGGAGUAUGUAGUUCAUCCUGAUGCUCUUCAAACCAGGCAUGUACAUCGUGAGUUGUGUGACAUGUUGCAUUGUCUUGCUGGUAGAUGCCAGCAUACUGAGGAAAAACAAACUGCAUAUAAGGGUGGACAUGGUAUCCAAGGAUAGAUUCAUAUGUGUGUAGAUCCAUUAUGCUAUCUACAUUGACGAGAUCACCCAGGAAAUGCCAGGAAUACAUUUCCCAGACUAUCAUGCACAUUCCUCCAGCCAGGAACCUUCCAACAAUUGUUGCACAAUGUUAGCUUUCAGUUCUGUAGGGCAUAAACAGUUAUUAGUCUGAGAAGGCCACCCGUCGCCAUUCAGUGGAUGUCCAGUUCUGAUAUUGGUGUGUCAGUUUCAGCAUUUGUCACUGAUGAACAGUAGUCAGCAUGAACCAGGCACCUGCUGCGGAGGCCCACAUGCAGCAGUGUUUGCUGAACGGUCAUUGAGGAGACACUGUUGGCAGCUGCUUGGUUCAACUGUGCGAUCAGUUGCUCAACAGUUGCAUGUCUAUUUGCACGUACACAUCUCUGCAGCUCUCAUUCACACGUGUCAUCUGUGACCUAUAAUGCUCCACAGUUGCCUCAGUGCUGGUUUUGGAUAGCACCAUUUUGCUGUGCGCAGUUUACUUUAACCACAGAUUUAGCCGAUCCAGAAACGCUCCCACCCUUGGCCCAAAAGCCAACAGUUACGCCAUUUUGGAUGUUGAAUAAGUCUCUCCAUUUCCCCACACUAUGUUAGUGACCGCAUUGUUUUCUGCCCCCCCUCCCCAAUACACUUUAUAUACACUCCACUGCUUGUGAUGUGAGUGGUUAUUUCUGGUUGAUGUCAAACAUAGGGAGUGGUCUCACUAAUGUGACUGAACCGUGUAAUUUAUUGGUAGAAACAGCUACUGCCAGCUCUCAAUUAUCUUGAUUAAGGUGGACUGAGUAGUUCACAGAUAACUGUGUUUACAAAACAUGUCACCUGUUGUAUUUCAAAGUCCCUUGCCUUUUUUUACAGGAUACUUUCCAAAAUCGGACAAUUUAUUUAUAAAACUUGACAUGGUGUAUGCAGUAAACAUGAGUCACAUGCUUAAUAAUCUAUCAUAAAUAAAAGUAUUUGAUAAUAGACUUCAGGCUUGGUUUUUAAUUUAAAAAAAAAAAAAAAAAAAGAAUCAAGGCACUAUGCAUGAAUCAUUCAUACUCGGGUAACAAGGAGCUUGUUGUAUAUAGAAAAUACUUUGAUUUCCAGUGUAGAUGUGGCACUCUGGAAGUUUAAAUAUAUUAUUUUUACAUUAUUUGUAAUAGAGUAGAAGUGUGUAUCUCUUUUGCUAUUAAUGGAUUUAGUACAAUAUGUGAUUGAUCAUGUAGUGUGUGCUAGUAAAGGUCAGAAGUCCUUUUGAAUUUUACAGGCAGCCACCUCGCACUUUUGUCUUCAUCAUGUUCAUAUUUCAGUAAAUUUUUGGGCACUGGGAUCAGGGAAACAUAAAUAAUUCUUCUGACAAAUUACUUUAUUACAAGCCUUGAAAUUUUGAUAUCUCUCUUAAUAUCUGUACGUAUUUUAUCCCCCUUCCAGGUGCUUUUUUUCUUUUACAGUGGGCUAUUUGCCAAAGUAGUUAAGACACUGGACUCCACUUAAAAAAUUUUUCCUAAUAAACUUGGGUGAAUGCCAGAAGGUUACUUGAUUUGCCGUUUGAGCUCUGUUUCCAGUGACAUCACCAUUGACAGGGUGUAAAACUCCAGUAUUCCUUCCCUUUUUUUACCUUCAAAUUUUUCUUCAAAUUGCAGUAUUAAAAAGGGAUAAAUCAGAACUGUGUAUUUUAUUAGUGGAAAAACCAUUUGUCAGUCUUGAUUAUGAAAAUCUUGAAGUUGAAAAUUCAAUGACAGUAUAUAUAUCAAGGAAGUAUCUAUUUUUCAUGUAAAAUCAUUAUCAAUAGGAGAAGAAUCCAAACCUCUCUUAGAACACAAUUAGAGUGAGUCACAUAUAAAAUUUGAACCAAAAAUAUUUCACCCUUUCUGAAAUGGCAAUCUGAAAGUUCUGAUACAUUCUGGCACCAGCAUUUUAUAAUUUAUGGAACUUUUUGUUCAUUUAUUUGAUUGUGUAGUGUUACUGGCACUGCAUCUAUUCCAAGCUAUUGGACAUAUCAAAGGUUCUCCAUUCCAGCACAUUUCCAUGCUCUGUCAAAGUUUAAAGCUACCUUGAAACUUGUAUAUAUAGAUAUUGACAUCUAAAUUUUAGAUAGUCAGCAAUCUGUAAAAUCUCUCCUCUGUCAGUAUCUCAACAAAUCGAUACUUAAGUUAGGCAAAUAGAUGUGUUACUGUCACCCAUUGUCAUGUAAAAUAUAAGUGUUUGCAGUAUUUUCCAAAAUGUUGUUUUUUGACGUUCUCAGUUGGUUCCACUGUCUCAUAGGUUAACAAAUCCCACAUAACUUUCAGAAAUUUCAUUUGUUAUAUUAACCUUCCCACUGCUACAAGCAUGCUCUCUGCAUUCUGUGCUGAGCUUGACUUUGUUGCCAUUGUACUGCUUACCUAAUGCUGCUACCUGUGCUGAGAGAUGGCAUUCCAGCCACUGUGAAAUAUGCACCAUCUGAUUUUAAGAAAACUAUUUGGUGAAAAAAUUUGAUUUUUGCACACCUUAGUCUGAUAUCUUUGCUUGAUAGAGGACUGGCUUUGUUUUUGUUACUCAUCAUAGUUACUGCGCUACAUCAAAUUAAGUAAAAUAUACAUAAAAUUGUAAAGAGUUUGCAGAGAUAAAAUUGUACUGUGUAAACUUUGCAUGUGGUUGGUUUUAGCUCAUACAUUGCUGUGGAUGAAAUGUAGUUAAGACAUCUAUUUUAUUUAAAAUUGAGAGCAAAACGAUAUCUCAUUUUGUUCUCAAAUUGUUGGCUUUUACAUCCGAUGGAUGGUUCGUCCCUGCAUGUCAGGAAUAAUGUGCUAAUAAGUGUUGUCAUAUUUCAUAAGACGGUUCAGGAUAUCGAAAUUAGUUUUUUUUGCAAAUGAUAGUAUGCCAAGAGGCACAUUAUAAAUACUCAAAACUUUUUUAUUCAUUGAGAUAUCGAAAUAACUCGUACACAGCAGAGAGAAGUUGUGAAAUGCGAUCCAUAAACACAUCAGUGCACUUAAGAAAACGCCAGGGAUAUUUUUAAGUACCUUCUCAGCAUUCAUCCACAGCAUUCAAAGGGUUAACACGUGUAAAUUAGUAAUGGACACCAGUCAUCAAAUUUUUACACAUACUAAGUCACCAAAGUCACCCUUACCUUUUGUUUGGACUUAAUUGUACUUUUUAUUGAUACAUAUCCACCAUCCUUCUCUGUAUUAAAUAGCAGUUUGUUUCAGAAUUUCACAAAACAUGUGCCUUUAUAAACAGAUAUAUUGUGUGUACGUAUGAAUGUCAUACAAAGUGACAAGAUAUGCAGUCUUUGUACUUAAAAUGCAAUUGAUUUAAAUAUGAAAAUUUCUUGUGAUUAGUUUCCAUAUGACCAAUUGUUUCUACUACUAUAAACAGUUCUGUGUAGAAUGAGAGGAGAAAAUAUGGAAGUUUUAUGAAUUUUAUCCACAGUGAGCUGAAAUCGACGGAGACUUUGGAAGAAUGACAGUUGAAUAGACAUUAAAAUUGAACUGAAUUUUAUUUUAAAAAAUAAUAGUUCACUUACAAAACCUAAAAUGUUGCUUGUUCUAAAUAGAUAUAUAUGUCUUGUACUCCUCAAUUUGAACUGCUGCAUGCAGCUUAGAUUCCUGUAUCCAACUGAAAAUUAAUUAUGUUUAGUUUUUUGUAAUUAGAUCCCCCUCAGAUUCUGUUUGUAUGGAAUACCAACUGCCUGUUUUCUCUCUCUUUCUCUCUGUUAUGAAGUAUCUAUUCAGUUUAGUAUAAAAAUGGAGAUGUACAGAUUAUACUGAUUAGCUUUUUUCCCUUUGACUGUGAUAUGCAUUGCACCAGUAAAACUUUCAUUCCUCAAGAUGAUGCAUUGAGUAUACAGCUGAAUAAUGUGCAAAUGCUAGUUUAAACAAAUCAUAAUGUUGUUAUUGUCUUUUUGAAUCUUUGUAAUUUUAUACACUUUUAACUUUUUCCAUUUUAAAGUAAGUAUUGUUGUUGUAUAUUGUACUGUUUCAGAGUUUACAAAUGCACUGUUAAUGUUUGCUACAUUGAAUAUUUUUGUAAAAUUUUUAAAUGUUAAAUAAAAUUUGGCACGUUACAUAUA